CAUUGACCAUGGUUGUCAUGACAACGAGUAUGAAACUUUUUGAAACUAUGUGACACUGUCUACUUUAAAAAUCUAUCAUUUAUUUCUUGUUCCUAUGUGGCUUGAGAGAAACGCUAAGAACGAAGUAUUGUUCACAAUUUUCGAUCAGUUUAGUCUCAGUUUCUUUUAAGUAACUCAAAGAACAAUUUGCUAAAGAAGAAUAUUCACCAGAUUAAUCAUGGUAAUUGUAUGAAUGACAAAUUAACACAGAAGCAAAAAGCAUUUGACUCAAAUAAGAAGAUAAUGCAAAACAGGAGACAGAGACAUAGGUCAUGUACCCCAGGAAAAUUAUCCACAAAUUUUCAAUUUCAGAAAUCUAACGAAGUUUGUUCACUAAAACAUCUAAACCAGAUUCGUGGAUUAACGGACGGUCCAGAUGACUGCAAACAACGAUCUAUGAGUAAUUUUUCUCAACAACUCUCAACUCAACAACUCAGUAAAUCAAAUAGAUCAAAAAGCAUCGCAUCGAUCAAUACACGUAAAACCGGAUUCUUAAGUAAUGAGGAAGAUAGAGCACUAUUCGCGAAGCAAAGAUCUAUAAUAUAUCAGUUAAAUGAAAUUAUGAGAAAAUCAGAAAUAGCCAAUUACGAAGCUUUCAUGAACUUAAACCAUACAAAUUGAUUAUGCUAAUAGGAAAGGAUGAAUAUAUGCAGCAUUAACACAGA
Schistosoma bovis is the source of this 704-nucleotide messenger RNA. Lineage: Eukaryota; Metazoa; Platyhelminthes; Trematoda; Strigeidida; Schistosomatidae. The record is from the annotation of a GenBank genome assembly.